AUGGCGUCUGAAGACGAACAAAGCAGCGCAACAAGCACCAAUGCUACCACUCCCACAAGAUGGACACUGCCAUUAAACAUGAUGAACGACAUUCCAGCCGUCAUGUACCAAUGGCAAGUCGAUCCCAAGACGGGGGAGUCGACAUUUCUCUAUGUCAGUGAUUACUGCUGGGAACUCAUGGGGGUAUCUCCACAAGAAGCCAUGAACGACGCAAGCUCCAUUGUCAACCUGAUACACGACGAUGAUGUAUCCAUGUUCUCGGCGGCACUGAUCCAGUCCAUGCAUGACCUUACAGUAUUGCGAACACAAGUACGAAUGAGACGGCGAACGGGUGGUCAAGUCGUUCCCGUGCAAUUCCAAGGACGGCCACAACGGCAUGAGGGCGGGGUGAUUGUUUGGGAUGGCGUUGCCAUGGAGGUGGCAACCACCGUGCCACAACAACCUCCGCAGCAGGCCCUCGCAGUAGUACAAGAAGCCCAACUUCAGUCGGAUGCAGCCAUACAAUUGGUACAAGCCGAACGCGGCCUGACAGAAUGGCUGCAUCACGAAAUCAAGAAUCCACUCUCCGUCACCAUGGAAGCACUGCAGACACUCCAAGAACUGUUUCCUCACGAGGAGCAGCACCAAGUUGGCGCCGCCAAACAUGACGAUGAUAAUGCCGAUGAUGGGUACAGUGCUGCCGAGUGCCAUCAAGUCAUGACCGAAUCCAUCACUUACGUGGUGGAUUUGCUCAACAACAUGAUGGACCUCGAUCAGUGUGCGCAGGGGCAAAUGCCCGUUGUCAACACACCGUGCAACGUGCAGAAUGAUAUUCUGUUGCCCACGUAUCGCAUGAUGAGGCGGUUACGGCCCAAGAAUCCUGUCAAACUACGACUAUCGCCAUCCUUGAGGAUCCUUGGCGAGACCGCCCUUCAUCACGCAAGCAUGAGCUUUCUGGACUUGGAAGACGCCAGCGAGCACGAGAGUGAAUGCAGCACGAUGCAUUCUUCUGCCAGUUCUGCUGGGUUGGAUGAUACUAUUGUGGCCAAUGUGGACAAGCUCCGACUGCGACAAAUCCUGACGAAUCUGAUUGCCAACGCAUUUCAUUUCACUAGCCAAGGCUUUGUGGAAGUGGAUUUGCAAGUGCAGGAUUCGGUGUUUGCAUUUCAUGUCCGAGACAGUGGGUGUGGUGUGGAUUCGGGUGACAUUGAUACGCUGUUUACACGAUGGGAACAGCUGGGUACGUCCCGUAAUGGAACGGGCAUUGGGUUAUGCCUGUGUCAGGCUCUCCUCAAGGCCAUGGGGGGCAACAUUCGUUUGAACGCCGACUAUCACAGCGGGAUUGCUGGGCAUCCGGGGGCUGAGUUCAUUGUAGAAGUGCCGAUUCAUACAGCUUCCGUGGCAUCUCCAACAACACCAGCAGCCCAACAGAAACGAGCAUCAUCCACAAUGCAACGAACCCCUCCAAGUUCUUCGCUGACAUCAGCCAUAUUGGCAUCAUCACAAUCGACAUUGGAAAUGGACGAGACCCAGCGUUCCAAAGUGAAACCCACCCUGGCGACCACAGGUCCUCCUCCGUCCACCCAAACGGCAUCGCCCGAGUACAAUCUGUUUGUGGGCGUGUCAAACAUGUCAGUGGCAAAAUCGCCUGUCCGCAAGUCACCGAUCCAGAAGAAGAGCUACUAUCGGGGUCAGUACAGGUUUCUGAUUGUUGACGACGAAAAGAUGGGACGCAAGUUCCUGAAGCGACGUUUCUCCCGCCUUUUCCCGGGAGCUACAGUCACGGAAGUUGCUAGCGGGGAAGAGGCAUUGGUAGAAGCAUCAAAACACCAGUACGAUGUCAUCACGAUGGACCAUUUCAUGGCCAUAAACGAGAUGAAUGGCGAUGAAACCAUCAGAAAGCUUCGGUGUCGACUGCACAGCGAUGCAUUGAUCAUGGGCAUCUCGGGUAAUGACAAGCAAGUGGAGCACCUUCACGCCGGGGCUGAUUUGUUCUUUCUAAAGCCCUUGCCCAGUGACACCACUCUCAUUGAAUCCCUGCAGAACAAGUUGGCGCCUCCGGCGGGUUGGAAGGUCCUGAUCUUGUCGCCAGAUGCGAGUGUUUCUAGCUUGCUCACAGAACAACUGCACCGUGUCGCGUCUCCGCAUUUCACGACAAAGGAGGUUUCAGAAAAGCGAUGGACGAUAGUUUCACGUUCCAGCUAUCUCGUCGACGAUGCAGAAGACUUCGACAUGGUCGUGGUGGUAGAAUCCGGCAACUCGGAUGAUGCCUUGAGCUCAGAAGCGCGAAAGCAGUUGCGUGGCGUUGAACAAUGCGACAAACUCGUGGUCGUUGAGUGCUUGACUUCCGACGAGAAAAAGCGCGACAGCAAGAUUGUAUGCGACACAAGGGGCGACACAAAGCCAGCUGGGCCUGUAUGGUACUUGUCGAACUUGCCGUCAGUCGAAGGGAUGCGCCAGUCAUUGAGCCAGUCCCUGCUUGCCAUCCGCAGCACGCCAGAUAGAACAAAGAACUCAUCAGAGUCGGGUUUGCCAGUGCUUGCAACAGGUCUCCCACCCAAACGACAAAACUCGGGUGUGGCGAAAUCAGCAUGA
Messenger RNA from Seminavis robusta, 2574 nucleotides. The record is from the annotation of a GenBank genome assembly. Lineage: Eukaryota; Bacillariophyta; Bacillariophyceae; Naviculales; Naviculaceae.